GAAGAAAAGUGAGCGAAACUCAAAAACAGUUCGUCCGCCUUCACGUUAUCUUUAUUUGUUGAUGCCUACUUGGUUUUCAUGCCUCUUUAUCUAAUUGAAGACACUUCAAACCAGCAUUCCACAGCACUGUGAGCUAUUGUUCUACACAAACGCUUCCAGAAACGUCGUUGUUUACGGCUAACCAUGAGAGCUAGCCGGAGUGUCGGCGGAAAAGCGUCCGUCAGCCGCAGCAAAUGUCCAACAUCGUCCAGGACCAUAAAGGUUCUGGCCCAGAGGAGUCAGGAGUCGGUGGCAGCAGUGGGGGCCUGGGUGGAGGGCGGGGAGUACUUCCAAAACCAUCCAUCGGUGGUGGCGUCAUAUGUUGAUCAAAGCCAGCGAGAAACCAGAAGAGUGAAGGCAGAAAAUCUCAGAAGAUUCCAGGACGAAGUGCGCCACCGUGUGUCACAAGUCAACACUCGCAGUGUCCCAGAUAAUCCGGUGAGACCUGAGACAAAAACUUCAUCCCAACCUCGCCUAAAACUAGUGUCAGCUCCACUGGGAAAUGGACACUUCGCUGAGGUCAGAGAAGAAGCUAGACGGGUCAGAGAAAGACUGGCUUCCUAUCAGGUUGUCUCUCAUCGUGAGUGUGUGUCAGACCCUCUUGAUGACCGAUGGAAUCAUCCUCCUCAUAGACAUUCUCGAGUGCCGAGAAAAGACGAAGAGGAAGAUGAUGAUGAAGAGGAAGUGGGGCAGGGGGAAGUGGUGGGAGAUUUUGAUGAGUUCCCAAUACAGCGACACUUCAUAAAAAGUCGGCGCAUAAGCAGUGAACAGCUCGGUGGGGGCACGGACGGACCGGCCCCCCGCCUUGAGUCCAACUCCAGAGUCUCCCGAGUUCUGUGGCCUCUGUCUGACCCGGAAGAAUUGAAGAAACAGCGUCAAGCUCAGUUUCUGACGCAGCGGCGUCUCUUCAUGAGUCGGGAGCGAGAACAAGCCAAGGAGAAUCGGGAGCACAGGAAGCACCUGCAGAAGACCGCGAGUUUCAAGGCAGAGAAAGAACACCUUCGCCUGCAGGAAGAAAGGCAUCUGGUGCGGGAGCAGCAGCUUGCAAAGGCCCGACAGAAGCUGCAGGAGCGAGAGCUGCUGGUCCUGGAGCGACUGAAGCUGGAGGACGAGGAGAGAUCGACAGAGCUGAGGAGGAGGCAGGAGAAAGAGAGGGACGCUGCCAGGUAUGUCGAUGCCCUUAGGGCUCAGCUGAAGGAGCGAGUGGGGGAUGAAGAUCUCCCCCCUCUCUGCUGCUGCGCCUCCACCUUCUGGGACUCUCACCCCGAUACCUGUGCCAACAACUGUGCCUUCUACAACAACCCUAAAGCGUACGCUCAGGCCCUGAGGUCGGCCAUGUUGACGCUGGACUUACACUGAAGCUCCGGCACCGGUUUCUUUCUCAGCGUCUGCACGUGCAUGUCACUGACACCACUCGGGCAUCAACAGGCAUUUGAGGAACCUUCGUAGGUCAUGUGAUCGCCCAAGAUUUUUUUGUUGGCUCAUUUGGUGUCUGGACUAAAUCGAAUGGUUACAUGAGGAGAGCUGUGCUCUACUGUAUGUUCCAUUCAUCGACAUUGAAUGAUCAGAUGGAGUGGAACUCUUUUGUUAAUAUUUCCUUUCUUAGUUUCUCUGCAUGUCAUGGUCAGUGGCUGCCACAGCAAGUCACCCUCCUCCACCGUCACCCAACAUCAUCCUCUCUGGUCCUUACAGCCAUAACUACAGCUUUCAUUACUGUGACAACAGAUUGUUUAUUUAGCUUUUUGUUUUCUUUUUCUCUCAUUUCAUGUGUCUUGUACGGUUUUUCCUUCCCCAAUGGCAACUAAUAGUCUUAUUGACAUGAUAAAUUAAAAAUCCUUGAAAAAAAUAUAAUUCAAUAUUUUGUUUCUCAAAAUAAAUAAAUUAAAUUUAGAGGAAAAUGUCUUGCAUUGAAGUGCUUUUAUAUGUGUGCGCGUGUUACCCAUUCAGUCUGUUCAUAAAAGGAUCUUCUGAUAUUUAUUUACUUUUAUUUAAUUUUGCUCCUACUGGUAAAUAUUAUUGCACCAAAAGUUAAGCUAAAGUCAUCACUUUUCUUCUGUCCUUGUUUUGUUCUUCACAACAUUCACUAUACAUUAUAAUCCUUUAUGAACUGUAAUACAAACAUUCAAGACUUGAAUAAAGAACAUUUUCUG
Molecule: messenger RNA, 2189 nt
Organism: Synchiropus splendidus (mandarinfish)
Lineage: Eukaryota; Metazoa; Chordata; Actinopteri; Syngnathiformes; Callionymidae
Gene: ccdc15
Product: coiled-coil domain containing 15
Exons: 11
Coding region: 184-1398 (404 amino acids)
Cellular component (GO): centrosome
Source: RefSeq, a predicted model, not a curated record